Schistosoma spindalis is the source of this 2865-nucleotide messenger RNA. The record is from the annotation of a GenBank genome assembly. Lineage: Eukaryota; Metazoa; Platyhelminthes; Trematoda; Strigeidida; Schistosomatidae.
CGGUGAUCCACUGCUGCCAGACAAAGAAGCCCGUUAAACGAAAGCUUCUUCUAUUCCAUCCACGACCACUUGAACCCAUUAAAGAUCUCGGGUAAUAAAAGAGCUAAAUUUAAAGUAGGCGUUGCUCAGUAACUUCCGGAAAUAGCUAAGUAUGGAUUUCUUCAAACGUUCCAAGUUCGACAAGCUGAUUGAGAAGGCGACCAGUGAAAUGCUGAUUGAAUCAGACAUUGAGAGUACCAUUGCAGUUUGCGAUAACGUGCGUAGUCAAGAGAUUUCGUAGGUUAAUACUUCACAUCAUUACAAACUAAUGAAGGCCUAAAUAUGCGGUUCAGUGUUUAAAGAAACGUCUUCAGUGUGACAACCCAAACGUCGUUCUACACUCAUUUGAUGUGCUGGAGUCAUUAAUGAAGAACUGUGGUACACCUGUUCAUGAAGAAGUUUGCAGCACUGACUUUAUGCAGCAGCUUGUUGGGAUGGUUGAUACAUCCCCAGACGUCCGCGCAAAGCUUCUAGAGUGUCUUCAAAACUGGGCGUAUGUUUUUCGUGAUAAACCUGGCUACGUUGCUGUGAUAGAUGCUUAUGAGAACCUUAGAAAUGCUGGUUACAUUUUUCCAGAAUUCUCAGAGAGUGCUGCUAUGUUCAGUGUAGUUUGUGCUCCAAGUUGGAAGGAAGGAAAUGCAUGCCAUCGAUGCAAGUCCGCAUUUACUACAUUCAGGCGUAAACAUCACUGUCGUAAGUGUGGUCAAGUGUUUUGUGGUGAGUGUACCUCAUCGCGCGCCAUUCUGCCUGAAUUCGGCAUUGAGAAGGAAGUGCGUGUUUGUGAUUUGUGCUUUGAAUCAAUCAACAGAGGAUCGUCUUCUGCUUCAAAUAACUCUGAAGAUAAAAGGUCUGUGGAGAAGGAGAAUCAGCUUCGACGUGAAAAAGAGCGACAACUGGAACAGCAAGAAAACGAGGAUCUAGAAUUGGCUUUAGCCUUAAGUGCUAGCGAAGCAGAGUCGAAUCAGAGGAAUAAUCAAAUAAAGUCUACUAUCAAUGAAAAUAAACCUUCACCAUCAUCAGCAUCGCCAACAGUCGCCCACCUUCUCCCAGUUCUCGAUACAAGUGAAAUGGAUCCCGAGUUAGCGCAAUAUUUAUCUAAACAUUAUCAGAGAGCUAAUCCAUCAUCUUCUCAGGAUGGCAUAUAUCAAGAAAAUUCCCAAGAACAUCUCAUGCUUCAACAGUCUGCUACUCAGCCUAGCGCUCCUAUAUAUGCUUCCAGUACACCAUCAGAUCAUGGUAUGAUUUCUAUUAACACUCUCAAGUCCGGAGUGAAUAGUGAUUUUAAUGUACCAGGGAAAAGUCGAUCCAGUGAAAUAAAUUCAGCUAAUCCUAACGGUAAGACAGACCUCAACACAUCGGAAAUCCCAGAUCUAACUAAUCCCAAACAAGAAGAGUUCCUUGAUGCUUUACGUGGUAGUAUCGAAUUUUUCGUAAAUCGAUUGCAGAGCAAUAGUCAAAGAGGACGUAAUAUUUCAAGUGACACAACAGUCCAAACAUUAUUUUUGACACUAAAUAAAAUGCAUCCACAAUUAAUGGAGUACAAACACUACAUGGAGGAACGCCGAGCCUAUUUUGAGAAGAUGCAAGACAAACUUAACCAGAUUCGUGAAGCUCGUGAGGCUUUGGAUGCAUUAAGACAUGAUCAUGCUGUUCGCAAACAAAUAGAAGAGCAAGAAGCGGCUCGUAUGCGUCAGUUACAGAUAAUGCAGAAAUUGGAAGCUAUGCGACAACAGAAAAGAGACACUUUGGAGUACAAAUUACGUAUGACACUAAAACAAAAUAUGCAGUACCAACAAGAAUACGGAAUGCCACAACAGUCCUUGCCGUACAGCGUCGAAUCAUUUCCUAGUGUACAAACUGUUGCACCUGGAGAAGGUUACCCAAGCAAUUAUACUUUACCUUAUAUAUCUGGAAUUAAUUACGCAUCAUUUCCACCUGUUCCAAACGGUUACCUACCAAGAGACAAUAGGGUUUAUGCCACACAAUUUCCAGAUCCGAAUUCACUUGUCCCCACUCAAAGUGGUGCUAGUAGACCUAGUUACAAUAUGUCAUAUACACCACAAUUUCAUUCAUAUGUUCCCGAUCCAGUUGGUCAUAAUAUCCAAACACAUCCUUCGUUCUCUCAAGGAAACCAAAAUCCAGUUCCACCUGGCUCAUUUUCGAUGCAAAGUAUACAAGCAUCUUUGCCGACUUAUACAGGACAGGAUGAUUCAAAAGGUUACCCUGGAAAUCAAACUUAUCCAUCUAGCCAACUUGUAAUGGAAGAAAACAAUGUACCCAGGUACACGCAGGUUGUGACCCAUCCAAGUGAUGCACCUAACAAUUAUACCGAGUCGGGUGCUGCAGAGGCACAGUUGAUAUCUUUCGAUUAAACAAAGUUGAUUUUUUUUAUUUUAUGAAGCCAAACGUUCACGAUAUUUUCCCUGUAAUUAAAUAUUGUUGAUGUUAGCUAGUCAUUAUUAGUUUGGUCAUUUUCGCUUUUUUUUUUCAUUUCCGACGCUUCUUCAUGUACUUUAUGUUGUAAGCAAAAAACUGGUUUAUUUCUGACUGAUAAUAUUUGUUGUAGCUUGAUUGAAUAUGCUCUGUUAACUCACUAUUAUGUCAACAUCUCAAUAUAUGUCAGCUCGGAGUAAAUGGUGGGACCCUAAUAAGUAAAAAACUGAUGUCCCUAAAAUAUUCAUGUUUCGAAUGGUUUGAUUUCCUUAAAAAUUUAGAACAACAUAAGAUGUUAGUGAUAACAGUGAGGUUCUUUGCUCUAUCAUAUUCAAUUCGCUAUUCCUUUUAAUUGAAUAAAUCCCAUCCAAAAGCUAGUCGUUUUGAAUGACC